Peronospora farinosa is the source of this 1464-nucleotide messenger RNA. NCBI's taxonomy places the organism in Eukaryota, Oomycota, Peronosporomycetes, Peronosporales, Peronosporaceae. The record is from the annotation of a GenBank genome assembly.
AUGACGUCUCAAUUCCGACGUAAUUGUCAUGGAGGUGUAGCCAUGUCCCUGGAAAUGCGUUCACCUCGUGAACUAUUGGCACGAAUUGGUCUCAGUGGGAAGGAAGUGGUAAAAAUUAUUAAAUCGCGGGGAUGGGACAUCGUCGAACCGCAUGGAUUACAGCAGCAGAAAUUAUAUUACAUUCCAGGGGUCAUACAAAAAACAACACAAGGAUAUGAACCACUUCAAAAUAAAGAAUAUUUCGUAGGGGAGGGUGAACUGUACGCUUUUAUUCUUCAAGAGGGAGGAUUACAAUACUUGCUACCAGACGAAGAAUUAUCAGGCGACUCAGACAUGAAAACAUCCCGAUGUAACGAAACAAUUGCAUCGUCCAUCGAAGCUGAUGACGAAAGUGACGUUAAUAGUCACAAAUUACAUUUCGAAUCGUCGGAUCGACGAAAAUGGAAACGACGUAAAAAACUGUCAACGGCAAGAAGUAAAUCAGUUGAUAAUGUGACGAAUACGUCUUUACAUUUGAAAAAAGGACGAAAAAAAGAAGAGAAAAGUGACACAAGUGCAGAGGAUAAAGUAGAAGAUGAGCCAACGGAUCCGAUUCGAAUCUGUAGACGAACUAACGCUGAACUAGCUUUACAUGCGGGAAUUGGACAGCAAAAGGAAUUUAUUACAUAUCAGAAUUCAUUAAACGCACGAGGAUGGAGAGCACAAUUACUACAAGAUAUUGAUGUGCAUUUACUGCGAGCGACUGCUGUAGUAUCUCGUAAUCAACGAGCACGAAAAAGUUGUAUGGAAAAGAAGAAGAAAAGUACUCGAUUAACCCAAGAGAUUGGUCCACACGUUAUAGAUGCUGCUGAGAUGAUAGAGGAAAUAAAUGAAUUGAUGAACAGUAUACGUGCCUUGCAAGACGAUCUGUCGUCGAUAAUUGAAGCGAUGAUUUCGAAUGGAGAGCAACGGAUGAUUCCAGAUCGGAUUGAUGUUGUUGGUCGGAUCGGAAUCCCAGGGUUCGUGUCCACGGGUCGAGACAAUUUAGUGCUGAUGCGGGAUAUUGAGCGCUAUCUUCUUCUCGUUGUUGCUGCUGUGCGUCGAUACCAACAAACGAGGAGAACAAUUUGUACCAGUGACUCGACGAUUUGGUCAUCUCUACCACCUAACCGAGCUGUUAAACGCGAGGAACUACGGGCACUGCAGCUAGGCAUUGAAGAGUCCAAAAGAGAACUGCUCGAGUUGGCAGCCAUGGUCGCCGCGGACGUCACCAUGUCGUGCCAGGAUGCUGCACAGGAUUCUACACUGGAAAACACGACUUCAAACACUUCUCACAAGGUUUUCCAGUCGACUUUGUUGGGGUCGUCUCAGUGUACUUCAAAAACCACGGACUGCGACGCAGAGGUAGACACCGACCACAACAAGUCAUCUAGCCACCAGAAUUUGGCAUCCCCUCGACUUGAGGGAGGUCUGUGGUUUGUAUAA